AUGCCAUUAAUUUUUUUUAAUAUUUUUAUUAUCAAUAUUUCUUUUUAUUCUGUUUUCCUUUGUUUUCUUUAUUAUUUUUUUCUCUUUUUUAUUUCUCUUUUUUUAUCUCUUUUCCAUUUUUUUUCUUUUCUUUUAUUACUACUACUACUUUUUUCUGCUUCCUACUAUUAUCUUAUUUUUCUUUUAUUCUACUACUUCUUUUUUCAUACUUUUCUUUUCAUUUGUUUCUUUUUUGUGGUUUCUUCGUAUGUUUUUCUUUUUUAUUCCAUAUCUUUUGUAAAGUCCCUGUUUUUUCGUCCUUCUGUUUUCCUUUUAUUAUUCUUUAAUCAUUUUUUUUUUCUUUUUUCAUUUUUUCUUUGUCAUUAUCGACCAUUCUGUCUGUUUUUUGUAUUCUUUAUAGAUAACUUUUCAUUCUGCCGUUUAUCAAAAUUAUCACAUCUGAUUCUUUUUUUUCUUUCCCCUUUGUUUUUUUUUCAUUCUUUUCCUGUCAUUUUAUUGACACCUUUUUCGCCAUUUAUUUCCUUUUAUCAAUAUUCAUUUUCUCUUUUCCGUUUAUUGUGUCUACUUAUUUUCUUUUUUCAUUCGAUUCGUCUCUUUAUUAUCAUUAUUUUUCUUUUUUUAUUCUUUUCUUUUUUUUCCCUUUCUGCCUUUUUCAUUCUGUUUCCUUUUUAUAUUCUUCUUUACCUCAUUUCUUCUUUUUCAUUCUGUUUUCUUUUUUGUUCUUAUUUUUAUCAUUUUUUUUUCUUUUUUAACCCUAAUUCCUUUAAAUUUUUAAAAAUAUUUUUAUUCUGUUUUUCUUUUAAUUAUUCUUUUAAAUCAAAAUUGAAAAUCAUUUUUUCUUUUCAUUCUUUUCUUCUUCUAUUCAAUUUCGUCAUUCUUUCUUUUUUUUUUCAACACCCCUUUUCGUUUUUCAUUUCCUUUUUUGUGCUUUCAUCUUUUUCUUCUUUUUGGCUUUUUCUUUUCUUCAUUAUAAACUUCUUUUUUUCAUUUUCUUUCCUUUUUAUGCUUUUUAAAAUUUUUUCUUUUCUUCUUUUCCUUUUGUUUCUUUUCGUCUAUCUUUUAUUAUUCAAAACUUUUUUUCUUUUCAUUCUGUUCAUUAUUCAUGGCUUUUCCGGGUUUCUUUUUUAUUAUCAGAUCAUAGUUUUCAUUCAGAAUCUUUUUAGUAGUAGAGAUUAA
Messenger RNA from Acanthosepion pharaonis, 1176 nucleotides. Lineage: Eukaryota; Metazoa; Mollusca; Cephalopoda; Sepiida; Sepiidae. The record is from the annotation of a GenBank genome assembly.